This is a messenger RNA of Triticum turgidum subsp. durum (durum wheat), 336 nucleotides long. The record is from the annotation of a GenBank genome assembly. Lineage: Eukaryota; Viridiplantae; Streptophyta; Magnoliopsida; Poales; Poaceae.
AUGGGAAGAUGCCUCUCUUUUCUACUCCUCCUGGGCGUCGCGCUUAAGCUCGCCGGCCCGGCCAACGGCGACAUGUCGGCGGCGUUCGCCGGUACAGGGGCGGCGUACAGCAUCGACGGCGCGGUGCGGCAGCUGAUGUCGCCGCCGUUGAUGAAGCUGGAGGACGGCGUGGACCCUGAGCUCAGUAUCGACCUGGAGGUGCACCGCCGCGUCCUCGCCGGCAUCAGCCCCGGUGCCCUGAGCCGCAACAGGCCCGCCUGCCCCGGCGCGUGCCCGGCUCCCGGAGGAUCGUACACCAACCGGGGAUGCCAGAAGAAGUACCAGUGCCGUGGCUGA